This is a messenger RNA of Diaporthe batatas, 2048 nucleotides long. RefSeq lists its product as uncharacterized. The record is from RefSeq and is a predicted model, not a curated record. Gene Ontology annotation, molecular function: acetyl-CoA C-acyltransferase activity. Lineage: Eukaryota; Fungi; Ascomycota; Sordariomycetes; Diaporthales; Diaporthaceae. Gene Ontology annotation, cellular component: peroxisome. Gene Ontology annotation, biological process: phenylacetate catabolic process; fatty acid beta-oxidation. The transcript has a single exon. Bases 307 to 1560 code for a protein of 417 amino acids.
UGUCCCCCCACCUCGCCUGCCGACGCCGGGUGUUGUUCCCGACGCCUACAAUGCCGAGCUCGUCCCGGAUAUUAUCGUUCCAUGGCGCCGUCUAGUUCUCUUUGUCACUUUUUCUUUUGUGUACUACAAUUUCUUAUACUUGUUCAAUUAUACCCAUCGUGAACCCAGGCUGUCAAUUGACCUUGUGCGCAGCUGUUCUGCUAUACUAGGUCCCUCUCCGACGCUCACUUCGACAUAUAGUACCGUAUACUUCGCCCCCCACCGUCCCGGCCUCGCAUUCUCAACACCGAUUCCGCCCCGUGCAAGAUGGCUCCGCUCCCCAAGGGCCUCUCGGCCGUCCUCUCCAAGGCGCCGUCCGACGUCGUGAUCCUCUCGUCGCUCCGCACACCCAUCUGCCGAUCGUACAAGGGCCAGCUGAAAGAUGCAUACCCAGAAGAGCUGCUGUCGGUGGUGCUGAGGGCGACGCUCGACGCCAACCCGCGGCUCGACCCGGGCAAGAUCGACGACGUGGCGGUGGGCGUGGUGCUGUCGGAGCUGGGCGGGUCCAAGGCGGCGAGGAUGGCCAUGAACCACGUCGGCUACCCGUCCACGACGUCGCUGUACACGGUCAACCGCGCCUGCAGCUCCAGCCUGCAGAGCAUAGCCGCCGUGGCCGGCCAGAUCCGCUCCGGGGCCAUCGACGUCGGCAUCGGCGCCGGCAUGGAGAGCAUGACGCGCAACUACGGCAGCCGCGCCAUCCCCGUCGACGUGUGGCCGGCCCUCAAGGACUCGCCCGUCAAGGACGCCCGCGACUGCAUCAUGCCCAUGGGCCUGACCUCGGAGAACGUCGCCGAGCGCCACGGCGUCGCCCGCGCCGACCAGGACGCCUUUGCCGCCGAGAGCCACCUGCGCGCCGCCCGCGCCCGCAGCGAGGGCCGCUUCGCCGCCGAGAUCGCCCCCGUCACCACCCGCUUCCAGGAGGUCGACAAGCAGGGCAACAAGGUCGGCGACGAGAAGACCAUCGCCGUCACCGAGGACGACGGCAUCCGGCCCAGCGUGUCGGCCGAGGCCCUGGCCAAGCUCAAGCCCGCCUUCAAGCCCGACGGCGCCAGCACCGCCGGCAACUCGAGCCAGGUCAGCGACGGCGCCGCCGCGACGCUGCUGAUGCGCCGCAGCACGGCCACCGAGCUCGGCCUGAGCGGCGACAUCAUCGGCAAGUUCGUGUCGGCCGUCUCGGUGGGCUGCGCCCCCGACGAGAUGGGCAUCGGCCCCGCCCUGGCCAUCCCCAAGCUGCUGGGCCAGGUCGGGCUGGAGAACAAGGACGUCGACCGCUGGGAGAUCAACGAGGCCUUUGCCAGCCAGGCCCUCUACUGCAUCCGGAAGCUGGGCCUCGAGGGCGACAUGGCCAAGAUCAACCCCGACGGUGGCGCCAUCGCCCUGGGCCACCCUCUCGGUGCCACCGGUGCCAGGAUGACGAGCACCUUGAUGCACGGCCUGAAGAGGAGUGACGGCGAGGUUGGUGUUGUCAGCAUGUGUGUUGGGACCGGCAUGGGCAUGGCUGGUCUGUUUGUGAGGGAAUAAGAUAUAUAGGGCGUGCUGAUUUACAAGGCAAAAUUCAAAAGUCAUCAAUGUAUAUUGUCAGCGAUCAGUUCAUAAUUUCGAUCCGUCUACCCCUUUGUGCCAGUGGCAGUGCUCCGAGGAUCACCAACUCCGGCAAUGCUCUAAAUCACAAUACUUAGGACACCUCACUCACUCAACAAAACCACCAUACAACUGACCAUUAUGCAAGCCUGCACCAACUCUGGCGUCAGCCCGCGCCGUCACGCCACACCCGAGCAAACUGUCUCAGAUUCGACUCGGGGCCAGACCAAGUCGGGACCAGAAGUUGGAUACGAAAGGGCGCCGUGCUUGUGGGGUUCUGGCAGCUAGUCAUGCUGAAGGGGUGACAUGGCGUUGACGGGAGAUCUCCAAUUGCUCGACGGGAUGCGCGGUGACGUCAAAUAAGAACCAUUCGUCGAGCUGCUGCAGACCAUCGCAUGGAGUCAUUGUCACACCCUUUUUGUGAGAAU